Messenger RNA from Dothidotthia symphoricarpi CBS 119687, 1255 nucleotides. RefSeq names its product ser/Thr protein phosphatase superfamily. The coding region runs from base 231 to 1013 and encodes 260 amino acids. The record is from RefSeq and is a predicted model, not a curated record. NCBI's taxonomy places the organism in Eukaryota, Fungi, Ascomycota, Dothideomycetes, Pleosporales, Dothidotthiaceae. The transcript has a single exon. Gene Ontology annotation, molecular function: hydrolase activity.
AUCAAGGCUUUCACUGUCUUACUUCUCCAUUCCAUAGCUUUCCACUAUUAAACGUGUGGAAAAUAACUUCUCAACUCGGGGAGAUGAACACUGUGUAGAGUAUAUAAUCACACUUUCAUAUCAACCUCGUUGCGAGGUCUCAAUGUGGUGUGGCGGUAGGUACACCUCGCGCAAACUCAAGCUCAAGUAACGUUUUCCCUCCUCAUCUCCAUCAAUCAACCACCACAGGCAUGGUAAAAAUACAAUUCCUCUCUGAUCUUCAUCUGCAGGCUCCAGCAGCGUACGAUGUCUUUGAAAUUACUCCAACAGCAGAGUACCUCGCGCUGCUCGGGGACAUUGGCUACACCAAGGACGUCGGUUUGAUCGAAUUCCUUGGAAAACACCUGGCUAAAUUCAAAAUCAUCUUCUAUGUGCUCGGCAACCAUGAGCCAUACCACUCGUCUUAUGCGGCUAGCAAGCAACAUCUUCUCACGCUCCAGGCUGAAACCGAACAACAAGCAAGUGGGAAGUUCGUCCUCCUUGACCAAACGCGGUACGAUAUCUCGCCAACGGUGUCUAUUCUCGGCUGCACGCUCUUCUCCAACAUCACAGCUGCUCAGCAAGACUCUGUCAAUUUCGGGCUCAAUGAUUUCUACCACAUCGAGAAUUGGACCGUGGAGGAGCAUGUGCAGGAGCACGAAUCCGAGCUCCGUUGGCUCAAUGCGGAAAUUCAGAAGCUCAUGGAAGCAUCGCACCGCAAGAUCAUCGUCAUGUCACACUACUCUCCGACCGAUGAUGCUCGUGCUAUCGAUCCCAAACACAAGAGCAGUACUAUUUCUUCUGGCUUCAUGACUGAUCUGUCCCAGGAGAUUUGCUUCUCCUCGGAACGUGUGGCGGUGUGGGCGUUCGGACACACGCAUUUCAACUGUGAUUUUGAACACGAAACGCAUCAGACCAGACUCGUUACGAAUCAGCGUGGUUACUACUUCGCGCAAUCGAAUGGCUUCGAUCCGGGGAAGAUGGUUGAGCUUUGAAGAGGCUCAGACCUGAAGAAGGUGAGAGAUGGAAGAUGGGGAAAUGAAUGAGAGAGGUGGUAGGGCGCCCUUUGGAAGAAGCCAUGCUUCCCUUGGUUCUCCCCGGCUCCAUGUUUCACGCAUAUCGGCCCACCAUUCGGGGGGCACAAGUCGAUGAAGCGGUUAGAUAACCAGCAGCUCGUCGAACAAAGACCUCCCAGCUUUUCAGUUGAGUGAAGGCGUCAUCUCGCCACUUCUGGUAG